Molecule: messenger RNA, 1356 nt
Organism: Saccharomyces kudriavzevii IFO 1802
Lineage: Eukaryota; Fungi; Ascomycota; Saccharomycetes; Saccharomycetales; Saccharomycetaceae
Gene: EHT1
Product: medium-chain fatty acid ethyl ester synthase/esterase
Exons: 1
Coding region: 1-1356 (451 amino acids)
Biological process (GO): medium-chain fatty acid biosynthetic process; medium-chain fatty acid catabolic process
Molecular function (GO): acetylesterase activity; monoacylglycerol lipase activity
Source: RefSeq, a predicted model, not a curated record
AUGUCAGAAGUUUCAAAGUGGCCAGCUAUCAACCCAUUCCAUUGGGGGUACAACGGUACUGUUUCACAUGUCGUCGGUGAAAAUGGUUCCAUGAAACUAGGUUUAAAAGACAACGACGAUCAAGUUGAGUUUGAUGAGUUUGUUAACAAGUACGUCCCCAUUUUGAAGAAUGGUGCUCACUUCAACCUGAGUCCUUACUUGUUCACAGGUAUUUUACAGACUCUAUACUUAAACGCCGCUGAUUUUUCUAAGAAAUUUCCUGUUUUCUAUGGCAGAGAAAUUGUUAAAUUUUCCGAUAAUGGGGUUUGUACAGCUGACUGGGUCAUGAACUCCUGGAAAAAGGAAUACAAAUUCGAUCAAAUCACGAGAAAAUUUGAUACGAAGAAAUUUGGUAACGACGAAAAGGCGACGCACCCAGAAGGAUGGCCUCGUUUACAACCGCGUACGAGAUAUCUGAGGGACGAUGAAUUGAAAGAUCUGGGGGAGGUCGAUCUUCCUCUAGUCGUCAUUUUACAUGGUCUUGCCGGUGGUAGCCAUGAACCCAUCAUAAGAUCUCUAGCUGAGGGCCUGUCUCGGGAUGGGAGAUUCGAAGUCGUGAUACUAAACACCAGAGGUUGCGCACGCUCUAAAAUCACAACCAAAAUCUUAUUCACAGCUUACCAUACAAUAGAUCUUCGUGAAUUUUUGCAAAGAGAAAAACAAAGACAUCCAAACAGAAAGCUAUAUGCAGUAGGUUGCUCUUUUGGUGCUACAAUGUUGGGAAACUAUCUGGGCGAAGAAGGCGAUAAGUCUCCUUUAUCUGCUGCGGUCACCUUGUGUAAUCCAUGGGAUCUUCUCCUUUCGGCGGUUAGAAUGAACGAAGAUUGGUGGUCCAAGACUUUAUUUUCCAAAAAUAUUGCCCAGUUUUUGACAAGGACUGUUCAAGUUAACAUGGGCGAACUAGGUGUUCCAAAUGGUUCUCGUCCCGACCAUCCUCCUACAGUCAAAAAUCCAUCUUAUUAUAUGUUCACACCUGACAAUUUAGUGAAGGCAAAGCGUUUUAAAUCGAGUCUAGAGUUCGAUGAGGUGUUUACUGCACCAGCUUUAGGUUUUCCAAAUGCUAUGGAGUAUUAUAACGCAGCAAGUUCAAUAAACAGAGUUGAUACUAUUAGGGUUCCUACUUUAGUGAUCAAUUCCAGAGAUGAUCCUGUUGUCGGCCCAGACCAACCUUAUUCAAUUGUCGAGAAAAAUCCUCGUAUUCUGUAUUGCAGAACCGACUUAGGGGGUCACCUAGCGUAUUUGGAUAAUGACAAUAACUCAUGGGCUACCAAGGCGAUUGCUGAGUUCUUGACCAAAUUCGACGAGUUAGUUGUAUGA